AUGCAUGGCUUCGCGCAAGAUGAGCACGAAGGUAUCUUAGAAAUCUGGCAUUUUAAUAUUCCGUAUUGGCUUUAUUUUUAUAUAGGAGCCUUCCACAAUAGACGCAAGGGACGUCAGGUAUCGUGGGUUAGAAUAUGGGUAGUAGAAUUUGUACCUAUAAGUGAUUCGUUGGUAAUUUGUUGUGAUUGUUGUAAUUGGGUUGUUGGAUUAUUAAAGUUAGGUGAGAAUGGAUCAAUUACAUUUUCGAAUGGUGUACCUGUAUAG
Funneliformis caledonium is the source of this 264-nucleotide messenger RNA. The record is from the annotation of a GenBank genome assembly. NCBI's taxonomy places the organism in Eukaryota, Fungi, Glomeromycota, Glomeromycetes, Glomerales, Glomeraceae.